AGUCCCGUCAGUUAGUCAGUUAGUCAACAGGCUGAGCGAGACAACGAGCCGCUGAUAUACAACCUGGUACGUGGAGCUGAUAACACACACGUUACUGCACGGUACCGUGUGGAGAAAAGACUCGUUUUGUUCGGUGUUUCCGGAGAAACAUGAAGUCUUCUGGACACGAAGCCUCCUAAGCAUCAUGGACAUGUGAAACUUGACCCUGCAGUAGGCAGAUGCAAGUCCCAGGCUGGAUUGGAUGGCACUGAGGAUACAAGACUGCGACUCAGUGGGAGUACUGCAAUGACCAGCCGGCAUCCUAGCCAUGCAGAGAGUGCUCACUCCAAAGAAAAACAGCCGCCUGCCUUGUCUCCCAAGCUCCAUGUCCAGCGAUCGCCAUCAAAGGAGACCGUCACCAUCCACUUCUCAGCUCUUGGGAAGGAGGAAGAGGAGGAGGAAGAAGAGCUGUACUGGACAACUGUCUCCACUACCUCAGCUGAUCAGGAUGACUCAAACAUUGUGACAGCCGUAGAAGCAAGUGAGGAGAUGUUUGAAGGUGUGCCAUUGGACUCUGCACCCGAGGUUGCUGUCAUGCCUGAAUCAUCCAGACUUUCUCCAAUUUCGAGACAUCCCACUAAUCGUUCUCCCGCACAAACUCCGCCAUCGCUUAAUGCUGAGCAAAAAGGCUCAACUUCCACUUCCUCUCCUACUAAAUCUUUGAGCUUUCCCUCCAUUGACAAACCCUUCCUCAGCUUGGUGAAGUCUCUCUCCUCUGACAUGGAGUCUCGGGACGGGAUCCCUUCUCUUUCUGGUCCUUCAUUAAAGCAUAGGCACCUGAUGAAGAAUCUAGUCAAAUCUUUAUCUUCAGAUACAUCCCAGGACUCGUCAUCAUCGUCCUCCUCCUCCUCCUCCACACCCUACCGUCUUCCAGAAUCCCGCCUCAACCUACAACUCUUCAAGCAAUUCACACAGUCCCGGAUGUCGUCUACUACCGCGUCGUCAGUUGGUGAUUCUAAAACUGCCCCUUGCUCUCCAUUAACCUCACCAGAUGCCCGCAGCUUCUUCAAAGUCUCAGAGGUCGAGGCAAGAAUUGAAGACACUAAGCGGCGUCUCACUGAGGCCAUCUCCGAACCGCUCCAACUGCUGAGUAAGAUGAUGGACGAAAAGAGUGCCAGCUUAGGUAGCAGCCAUAUUUACCGGCCCAAGAUCCUCUCUGCCAGUCCCUCAGAACUCUCCAUUACUUCUAUCAAUGGUCACCUGGAGAGCAACAACAAUUACUGCAUCAAGGAGGAAGAAGGAGGCGAGUUAGUGGGUGAGAGCCCCAACAGGAGGCCUUCUGGUUCAUCUGAAUCACCUGCCACCCCCACUGUUGACACUAAGAUCCCCAACAAAUCAUUACUCUCCAUGUCAUUGGACAAAUGCUCUAUGUCCGCUCUUGCUAAACAAGAGUAUGAGGACUAUUGCAUCCUGUACAGUGAGGACUUUGAGACUGACACAGAAGGUGAUGGUGGUGAUAGAACUGGUGAUACUGGAACUGGGAGUCAAACUAAAGUGCCACUAAGUGGUAGUACUGAACCGUGCAGUGAAGAUGAAUCCGAAAGUAUUGAGCCGGUACCUAGUGUUCCACAUUAUACUCUCAUCAUCCUAACUGUACUGGUCUAUGGGUGUUUUGUAUUACCUCUGCCGACUUACGUCGGAGGAAUGCUGUUUGGGAUUGGCCUGGGAUUCCUUUUAGCCAUUGGUGUUGUGUGGCUGACGGGACCAAAACCUUCUGGCAGUACUUUUAGACAUUCCAGACACCAUGGGAAGCUGUGGAAUCUGACCAAGUUGGACAUUAAGGAACCAGAAAUAUAUAAGGGCUGGAUGAAUGAGAUAUCGAACUAUGACCCAGAGACAUACCAUGCCACACUGACACACUCUGUGUAUGUCCGGGUGGAGGGCUCCAUCAUUCGUUUGUCCAAACCGAACCAUAAUGUCGCCCGCCGUGCCACACACAAUGAACCAAAACCCGAUGUUACCUACAUCAGCCAGAAGAUCUACGACCUCACCAACAGCAGAGUAUAUCUAGCGCCUCAGAGCCUGGCCAGGAAACGUUUAUGGAACAAAAAAUACCCCAUAUGCAUUGAACUCGGCAAACAGGAUGACUUCACGUCAAAGACCGAGGGCGACAGGUUGGAGGCCAGUGAGAGCUCCACCACAAGGGACACAGUAGAGGGGACAGGAGGAGCACAGGAGCGAGGGUGGUCGACUUCGUCCACUAGAGACCUGACCCUCUACCUGUUUGGAAGGACUGGGAGGGAGAAGGAGGAGUGGUUCCAGCGAUUUCUAUCCGCUUCCCAGCUCAAGGUGGACUUGAAGAAAGCUCCAAGUGUUUCAAGGAGUAAGAGUGCUCUGAGCUCUCACAGUCGCAGCAGCAGCCGCAGCAGUCUGGAUGAGGCACUGGCAUCCCAGCCCAGGUCAAAGGACUCCUUAGUCUCCUCAACAACAGCAGGCAGUGCCAAAACCAAACCGCUAUUAGAUUACAAUGUAUACAUGGCCUCCUUACUGCCAAAACAGGCGGUAGUCAGCCCUGCAGCUGCCAGCCCUUCUCUUCAGAGUCCCCAGAGCAGCCCUGGGGCUGAUAAGAAGCUGCAGAGCACCACUUCAGCUCAGGUGCAGCCCAGGACGGAGGAGGAGGAGGAGGAGAAGGAGGAGGCGGAGGAGGAUACUGUUGCCUGGGUGAAUGCGACUCUUGGCCGGGUCGUCUGGGACUUCCUGAGCGAGCCCUACUGGGCCGAACUGGUCUCCAAGAAGAUUCAGAUGAAGCUCAGCAAGAUACGGUUGCCUUACUUCAUGAAUGAGCUAACCCUGAGAGAACUGGACAUGGGCUCGGCCACUCCCAGAAUCCUUUGGGCUUCCAAACCCUCCAUUGACUACAGAGGUCUGUGGUUUGACCUGGAGAUUUCCUACAGUGGUUCCUUUCUGAUGACCCUGGAAACCAAGAUGAACCUCAUUCGCCUGGGCAAGGAGGGAGAAAGCGUCCGCUUUGGAGAAUUUGGCAAAGACGGAUACAGGCCACGGACUUACUGCUUGGCUGAUAGUGAUGAAGAGUCGUCCAGCGCAGGCUCAUCAGAUGAGGAAGACUCCUCAGAGCUCUCAAAUGACUCGGCUGGAGCAGAGGGUUUGGUCGGAGGCCACAAACCCAGCAAGAUCAUGCGCUUCGUGGACAAGAUCACCAAGUCCAAAUACUUCCAGAAGGCCACAGAAACAGAGUUCAUCAAAAAGAAGAUGGAGGAAGUGUCUAACACACCGCUUCUGCUUACGGUGGAGGUGCAGGAAUUCCGAGGAAUGCUGGCUGUCAACAUACCGCCUCCACCCACUGACAGGAUAUGGUAUGGCUUUAGGAAGCCGCCUCACCUGAUACUGAAGGCACGACCUAAACUGGGUGAAAGAGAAGUCACUCUGGCUCACGUUACAGACUGGAUAGAGAAAAAACUGGACCAGGAAUUCCAGAAAGUCUUUGUAAUGCCAAACAUGGACGAUAUAUGGCUGUCUGUCAUGCAUUCUGCCAUGGACCCGCGUACAGCCGGCGGACCCUUCGUUGGCCUCGCAGUGGACCCAGAGCCUUCCCAGCCAGAGAAGGACAGCACCAGCCAGCCAUGAAGAUUGUUUACAGUAUUUCCUAGAGCUUGUGAAGUCUCAAUUUGGGAACUGGAGCCAAAGUCGACGGUCAGACGCUACUGUAAUACAAAUCCAUUCCCGUAGUGAGUGGGCUUCUCACUCACCAUAAGGAGGAACCUUAUGAAUUUGAAAGGAACAAGGUAGAGACGACCAAGGAAACACGAAAAAGAUAAACUGUUGCUUGCUGCUCUUUUCAGUAGUAUUUAUUGUGCCAGAUGAAAAAGGUGAUUUGUCUUUUGAAGGAUUUAAAUAACUGAAAGAACCUAUUGAAUAGGGACUGAUAUGUGAAGAGAGUCACGUUUGGCUCAGAAUUUGGGCUGGGGAGUAUAUAGGGAUACAUCCUAGACUGCAUAUAUAGAUGGACGACGCGUCUCCACUUCCUCCCACUGUACAAAAGUGAAGCCAAAAUAUCCUGGAUACAGGAGCUGCCAUCUUGACAUUUUGACGUCAUUUGGAGCCAGAGUCUGAGCAGUAGUGAUUGAGGGGCCGUGGUAUUGAGGUCCCGCCCACACACCCGCUUGAGCCAAUCACGAGCCGAGCAUGGCUGCAGCCACCUAGCGUGAGCCAUCUUGCUGCUACGUUAGCACCAAUUGGCAACUAACCAUAAUAUCUCUAUAACUAGGUUUAUGAUCAAAUUGAAACAUGUUCUGUUACACUGACUCGUGGCGGUUAUGGGAAGUCAAAGUUACAUCUCCUCUAUAAUUCCCUCCGGCUCCGCGACUACUUCACUCAGAGCAGCUGUCCAUCACAGCUAUCCAUCAUGAGGUCUUACCCCCUAAUUAAAACCAAACUUAUCAGAAAAAGGAAGACUUGAACAAACAUCAGCAUGAUAACAACUACCUAAAAUGACAGAAACCAUAUUUGUGAAAAAUUCAUUUGAGGUGUACUUUGGCUAUUUAGUUUGACCCAUGUCCCAUCUACUGAAAUGGGUGGGGGCGGGCUUUAUGACAUAUACUGCAGCCAGCCAUCAGAGGGCGAUCCGGAUGUUUUGGCUUCACUUUUGGGGAGAUGUCAUGUUGUCCAUCUUUAUGUCCAGUCUAUGGGAUACAUAAGUAUAUGAUGUCCUAUGAACACGUUGAUAUGGAAGCAUUCACCAGAUACCUUACAGCCUGCAGAUGAACACUUUCUGCUAAGGCUAGAGUGAGAUUGAGCAUGGUAGACCCUUUAUUAAAGAAAUACAGUAAAUGGAGUUUUACAAUCUGAUAGUAUGUUGACAUUAGAGGUGUUUCAUAGUGAAUGAUUAGUGUGUGAUGGAGUUGUCAUUUCCAUUGUUGAGCAUGAACACAGUGUAAGCAGGUUUAAAAAGAGUAUAUCAGAAAAAAGCUUCGAUACUUGAUGUUCGAUUUAUUUACCACAUGAGACAUUUAAACUUUAAGUGGCUUUAUGUCAGCAGUUUUUGAUCAGGUGUUAACAGUUCCCAGUAUUAAUUUGUGCUGUGACCACACCCUGAACACCUCCCUUCAUUUGCCAAGUCCCCUUUUUUAUGCCAAUGAUGCCCUUAUCCAUGUCUAUAUGGAAAACAUGCUCACGAGAAAACGUACAUUAUCUAGGAAAAGUGUCAUUCACUAUGUAAAUUCCAUACUUAUGACAAAUACACAAACACAAUAAGUGCAAUGAUAGAAACACUAUAGUAGGAUCUUGUAUAGAUAUUAUAGAAAAGUGUAUGUCUGAUGAGAAGUACGAGACCUCUAACAUGUCUGUUGAAUGUACGUGUGAAUCGUUUUGGUUUCUAUUGUUCUUGUUUAAUGACAGUUUUUACCCGGUCACAUUUUGACUGUGGUAUGCAAAUUAUUGCACAAAUACAAGUUUUCUUUUUGUUAUCUUAUGAUAAACACUAUCUCAUCUUGCACAUCUUCUGCCAGAUGUGUCAUUCAAUCGUAUAGAGGUGGUGUAUUUAUCUAUACAUCAUUUCUUCUUGAUUGUGUUAGUGUUGAUGAUAUUGUUGGAAGUUAAUUUAAAUGACCAACUUCUAUAUGUGACAGUGCUUUAAAAAGACUCUACCCGGCAUACUGUAUGUACAACAAUUUGAUGAAGUAAAGGUACGUACUGUAUAGUAGAGCAUCUAUUGCCAAGAAUGUAGCCUUAUCUACAGGUUCCCUUUCUGAAAGUACAUUUUUAACCUUGUCAUUUUUCUAAUGAAACCAAAGUCCUUUGAUUAGGCCUAUAGUGCCAGACCUGUCUCUGCUCAAAGGUACACAUCCUGUGUUGAUAUAGCAUUGUGUUAUGAUAUUUACAAAUGCGCUACAAUACCUGCAUUAACUUUGUUUACAGGAAUUCUUACAUUGUUUUCAAUAUUUGCUCUCUUAGUAUACUAAAGCAUUGUAACAUGAAAUAGAUAUUUUUUUCCUGUAUGAUUGUCUUUCCCUUUAUGCCUUGGUUACUUUUUGUUAAGUAUUUGUUUUUGAAUUACUACACAAGGCGGGUUAUGGUUGUAUUUUUUUGACUACAUCUUUGGAAUAAACAGAAUGAAAUAAGAUUUUUGAGGAUAUAUGAAGAUCAUGAUUUGUAUCUGUGAAUUAUUGAACUUUUUAAGAUUAUGUCAUUUUAAGGCCAAAUUCAGUGAUUAUGUGUAUCUGCCUUAUUUAUAGAGCAAAAAUAAAUCUGUCAAUGAAAG
Sebastes umbrosus (honeycomb rockfish) is the source of this 6256-nucleotide messenger RNA. Its product is annotated as testis-expressed protein 2-like. Gene Ontology annotation, molecular function: lipid binding. The transcript has 13 exons. The record is from RefSeq and is a predicted model, not a curated record. Gene Ontology annotation, cellular component: endoplasmic reticulum. NCBI's taxonomy places the organism in Eukaryota, Metazoa, Chordata, Actinopteri, Perciformes, Sebastidae. The coding region runs from base 286 to 3624 and encodes 1112 amino acids.